GAACAGGGGCUAGUAGCGACGUAACGGGCCGCGCACGAUGCAACGACUCGUGCCCCGUUGCGGAGGCCUCCACGGACGAGACACUCGCGAAGUAGCAUUGCAUGAAGUACGCUGACGUGAAGUCGAGUGCAAGGUGAAUUUUUAACGGAACUACAAGAAUAUCAGUUGUACGCAAUGGCGGAUUUGACGAAGAAAGUGAUAGCGAGCAAAGUGGUGCAGGACAGGUGCAGCAAGUGGGUGGAAUCGCAGAAGGAUUUCUCGUACUCCGAAGACGACACGCUGAAGCGAAAGCUGGACGAGUCCGAGUACGACUGGUACAACACGGACUCGGAAUUCGACUCGGUGUCCGAGUGCGGCGGCAAGAGGCGCAAGGUGGGCACGCAGCUGAAGAACGAGAUCCUCGACCUGGCCUGCGAGUGGAAGGAGUGCACGUUCCGCAGCGGUCGCAUGGAGGAAUUCUCGCGGCAUGUUUCCAGCCACAUACCCAGCAUACAGAUAAGCGUGAAGGAUGACAACGAGGUCUACGUGUGCCAGUGGAAGGAUUGUUCGCACGACAGCGACGCGGACGACGAGAUAGUGCGGCACAUCAAUUACCACGCCUAUCACACCAAGCUGAAGUGCAUUGGCUCCAAUAUCUGCGGAAGAACCAAGCUACCUAGAUGCCGUCGAGACCCGGAAUGGAAGAACAUCAUAGAUGUGCCGUCGCCGCACUUGUGUCGCUGGGACGAGUGCCUGAAGAUAUUCAGCAACUAUCAGUCGUACCUGUACCACGUCACGAUGCACAUGAUGGACUACCCGCGCGGCAACAGGGUUAAGGAUAGAGUCGAGUGCAGGUGGACCGGGUGCAACGGAAAGUAUCCCAACUUGUACAGGCUGCGGGAUCACAUGAGAUGCCAUACCAAAGAGAAAAUAGUCGCGUGUCCAGACUGCGGCGCUACUUUCGCGUCGAACACGAAAUUUCACACGCAUUGCCAGCGACAAAUCCCCAUAGACGUGCAGGGAUUCCAGUGCUCGCACUGCAACAAGUUUUACCCAACGGAGAGGAUCUUGCGGGAUCACAUGCGAUCCCACGUGUACAAUUACAAGUGCUCCCUCUGUGACAUGAGCUGCGAGUCGCCAGCGAGCUUAGCUAAGCACGUGAGGUAUCGCCACAUGUCGACCAGGACGUUCCCGUGUCAAUUAUGCUCGCACGCCGCGAAGUCGCAGCAGGACCUCGAUUCGCACAUGACCGUUCACACGAACGGUCCGAAUUUCUCCUGCCACUUCGACGGAUGCCCUUACACGUGCAAGGGAGCCUACACCUUGGACAGACACAUGGAACGGGUGCACAGUCAGGAGGUGCGAUGGUACUGCUGCCACGAGUGCCCGAUUAAGUAUCGGAAGAGUUACAGACUGACGAAGCACCUGAAAGAGGCCCACCGACUGCAAUUGCCUAGCGGACACAACCGCUUCCAUUAUACUCAGGACGAGGACGGGUGUUACAGGCUGCAGAUGAUCCGAUACGAGGCCGUGGAUGAAGAAAAUAUAUCGCCCAUCCAAGAGACGAAUUUGUCGGACAAGAGAUACAAGAUAGAGCUGAAUUCUACUAGAUCUGUGAUGGAAGUAAAAAUUGUCGAAGAUAACGCGGAAGAGAUGAUGGAGGAUCCCGAAGUAGAGGCAAUCGAGAACGAUAUCGGCAAAUCCAUGCCUGUUAUAUCGAACAUUUUAAUAUCGAUUGACGAAGUUGACGAGGAGGGGAAUGUUAUAAAACGGCAGAUUGUCGAAACGCAGGAGACGAGCGAGUUACCUCCGUCAGAAGAGCCACCGCUAAUUUUACUUUAAGUUUAAUAUUUUUUAGUCAGUUUAACUUGAUGUGCAUAUAUAUAUAUAUAUAUAUAUAUGUAUACUUUUAUAUAAUUAUAGAAUGCGAUUUUUUUAUGCUAUGUACAAAUUAUAUUUUUUAUGUUCGCUUAGUUAACCAAUUUUAUGAAAGUGAUGAUAUAAAAUUUACUUUUCUUACAUUUCAAA
Molecule: messenger RNA, 2007 nt
Organism: Ooceraea biroi (clonal raider ant)
Lineage: Eukaryota; Metazoa; Arthropoda; Insecta; Hymenoptera; Formicidae
Gene: Hinfp
Product: Histone H4 transcription factor
Biological process (GO): regulation of transcription by RNA polymerase II; anatomical structure development
Molecular function (GO): DNA-binding transcription factor activity, RNA polymerase II-specific; RNA polymerase II cis-regulatory region sequence-specific DNA binding
Source: RefSeq, a predicted model, not a curated record